Stylophora pistillata is the source of this 891-nucleotide messenger RNA. RefSeq lists its product as uncharacterized. Gene Ontology annotation, molecular function: protein binding. Gene Ontology annotation, cellular component: cytoplasm. The record is from RefSeq and is a predicted model, not a curated record. Lineage: Eukaryota; Metazoa; Cnidaria; Anthozoa; Scleractinia; Pocilloporidae.
ACAGUUUCCCAGGAAUGAAAUGGAAUUUCUUUCUAAAGAAGAGUUAAGAAGAAAGAUGGUAGGAAAGAGUUUAGCUCUCAUUAAGCAAAGUUUCCAUGAAUUGCCUGCAGCUUUGUUUGAAUUGACUGAGUUGGAGGAACUUGACCUGUCAGAGAAUAAACUUACAACAAUACCUGAAAGUAUCGGAAAACUAAAGAAUCUUACGAAACUUGAUGUGAGUCUAAACGAGCUGUCCAUAUUCCCUACAAGUUUGACUCAACUAAAAGAACUCAGAGUGCUGAACAUCAUAGAUCACAAUCUAACCACCAUCCCUGAUGCUAUUGGGGAGAUGGUGGAGCUGAAGGGACUGGGGCUGAGUUACAACCAGUUGACUGUGUUGAGUCCAGCUAUAAAACAGCUGAAGAAACUCAAACUGCUGGACAUCUCACGUAACAAUCUAACCAGCAUCCCUGAUGCUAUUGGGGAGAUGGUGGAGCUGGAGGUUCUGUGGCUGAAUUACAACCAGUUGACUGUGUUGAGUCCAGCUAUAAAACAGCUGAAGAAACUAAUAUAUUUGGAUGUGAGAGGGAAUCCUUUUACAGUUGAAGGAUUGAGAAGUGUUAUGGAGCUAAACGAUAAAAUUCACAGAGUAGAUUCAGAUGUCCCAGGUGAGUAAAGGAAAUUCCUCUUCACAUUAAUGUUGUGACAUGUCCAUUAUUUACUAAAUUGGUUCUAAUGGUUGACUUGCAAGUGGUUAUGCUGCUUGUUACUGAUAAUUACAGGCAGCUGACAAUAGUUUCAUAGUGAAUCCUGAGUAGAAUAAUGAAGUAAAUGCUGUCACAGUUAUACUGUAUGAUCGAACAAAGGUUGCAUCACUUUAGAAAUACAUGACAUUUGUACUGGAAGUUUUAG